Messenger RNA from Andrographis paniculata, 1634 nucleotides. RefSeq lists its product as uncharacterized. Gene Ontology annotation, cellular component: protein phosphatase type 2A complex; nucleus; cytoplasm. Bases 95 to 1246 code for a protein of 383 amino acids. Gene Ontology annotation, molecular function: protein tyrosine phosphatase activator activity; peptidyl-prolyl cis-trans isomerase activity. The record is from RefSeq and is a predicted model, not a curated record. Gene Ontology annotation, biological process: mitotic spindle organization. The transcript is spliced from 3 exons. NCBI's taxonomy places the organism in Eukaryota, Viridiplantae, Streptophyta, Magnoliopsida, Lamiales, Acanthaceae.
UAAGCUCGGGCCACUUCGUCCAUGGCGUCCUUUCACGUUCACAGGGAAUCUUCCACACUUCCUUCUGCAAUCUUUCCCAGCCCUAAUCCGAUCGAUGGAGCCACCGCACGAGCACCACCAUGUCCACCACGAAGGUUCGCCGGCAACUUUCCCUCCGUCGACCGUCUGCGCCAACUGCGGCGGGCCGACCUCUAUGCCCGCGCCGCCGCCUCCCUCCGACACCCCCGCCUACAUCCCCAUCCGCUUCCCCGCCGUGAACCUUCCUAACCCCCCGGCCAACACCCGAGAAGUCAUUAUCCGCACCCCUGUACCCCAAUCGGAGAAGGUGGAGCCGAUCACUAUCCCCCACGAAUUCACCGUCCCUUCCAAGAGGAUCCGCUCCGCGGAGGAUCUCGCUCGGUUCCACUCCUCCCCGUCCUUCCGCAACUUCAUCGGCUUCGUCGUUUCCCUCUCCGAGUCCAUGAAAUCGCGCAAGCUCUCCGAUCCGUGCCAUGUCUCCUCCGCCGUCGAAACCCUAGUAUCUAUUCUUCAGAAGCUGGUCGAUUACGUGGAUGAAAUCCCUCCCGCGCCGCAGGCUGCGCGCUAUGGGAACGUUUCCUAUCGCGUUUGGCACGAGAGAAUGAGCGAUGAGGCCGAGUCGUUUAUGCUGAGUCUCCUGCCUGAAAAUCUUCGGGAUGCAACCGUAGAACUUGUCCCAUAUUUCACUGACAGCUUCGGCAAUGCCACUCGCAUCGAUUACGGCACUGGUCAUGAGACAAACUUUGCAGCAUGGUUGUAUUGCCUGGCAAGAUUGGGUGUACUGAGAGAAGACGAUUAUCAGGCUUUGGUGUCGAAAGUGUUUGUGAAGUACAUGGAACUGAUGAGGAAGCUGCAGCUUACUUAUAGCUUAGAGCCUGCAGGAUCCCAUGGUGUAUGGGGACUGGAUGACCAUCAUUUCUUGCCGUUUAUAUUUGGAUCAUCUCAAUUGAUUGACCACAAGUAUAUGAAGCCAAAGUCGAUUCAUAAUGAGGAUAUUUUAGAUAAUUUCUCAAAUGAAUACAUGUAUCUAUCAUGCAUUGCUUUUGUGAAGAGGGUUAAGAAGGGAUUGUUUUCAGAACACUCACCUAUGUUGGAUGAUAUUAGUGGUGUUCCUAAUUGGAGUAAGGUGAACAGUGGGCUUCUAAAGAUGUAUAAAAUUGAAGUUUUGGAGAAGGUUCCUAUUAUGCAACAUUUUCUCUUUGGCUCAAUGAUCAAAUGGGAGGAAUGAGUAGUGGGAGGCAGAUGUUCUGCUCAAGACUAUAUGGAAUGCAUCAGAAACUAGACGACCUCUCUUUUGUUUUCAUCAAUUUUCUGUAAAGCUAAUAUGACUGGGAGUCAGCCAGCUGUUAGUAACUUCUCCAGAGCCGUGAUGCUUUUAGUAUGAUACCUAUGGACACAUUUAGGCAUGGAAAAGGGGAGCAGAAGCUUCUUGUAAAGAAGCGCAUAUACUAUAUCUGCUCAAAUAUAUGUACCCUCCCCUUGGCCCGUAACUAUUAUUUCUUUAGUACUAAGAACUAUCUUGUCGCAUAAUUCACAUGUUCUGUAAUUUGCAUAUUUUUGUACCUGUAUGUGUGUACUCAUUUGUUAUCCUUAAUAAUUUUGGCUUUACAUUCUAA